Molecule: messenger RNA, 1125 nt
Organism: Monopterus albus (swamp eel)
Lineage: Eukaryota; Metazoa; Chordata; Actinopteri; Synbranchiformes; Synbranchidae
Gene: mrps15
Product: mitochondrial ribosomal protein S15
Exons: 8
Coding region: 141-911 (256 amino acids)
Biological process (GO): mitochondrial translation
Cellular component (GO): ribosome; mitochondrial small ribosomal subunit
Molecular function (GO): RNA binding; structural constituent of ribosome
Source: RefSeq, a predicted model, not a curated record
UCUCCCCCAUCGUCACUCGGCUCGUUUAGUCUAGUUAAAAUGGCGAUCUUCAUGUAGGGGUCGAGUGCGAUUCCCUGUCACAUUUUCAUAAUUUUUAGAGAGUUUAUUUUCUUGUCUUCCUUGUUAGCUUUGCUGUCAGUAUGUUCCCAAACACAGUUCUGAGGACCAUCUUCAAAUCUUCAGCUGGUGUUUUACGAGAGAGCGGCCAUCUGUGCUUUGCGGCGUCAGUGAAACCGUGGACAUGCAGCUCGGUUCUAUUAUCAGGUUCUACUGUUGGCUCUGUUGCAGGGAGCUUUGCUGUUCCCCCACCAGUGAGACAUUAUACUGUAAAGAAGAAGCAGGAAGAGCUUCAGAGCCAGCUCAGUGAUCUUCCUCCAGAAAUGUUGAAGAUGGGUUAUUCAGCCGUACCCAUCGCUCAAAUGACUGAUGAUGUUGUCAAAAAACUUCUUUCGUUGGAGUUAGCAAGUAAUAGUGAAAAGCUGCAGCUGAAAAAGGAACAACUGAUUGCAAAAGUCCAAAGGGAUGAGAAUGACCGCAGCUCCAUGGAAGUCCAGGUGGCUAUUUUGACAGCAAGAAUCCGAAACUAUCAGGAGCACGUGCAAAAACAUCACAAGGACAAAGCUAACAAGAGGCGCAUGCUCAUGGCUAUUGACCGAAGGAAAAAGCUUCUGAAACACCUUAGAUUGCUUCACUAUGAUGCCUUUGAGAAAGUGUGUGAGCAGCUAGGCAUCACCUACACCUUCCCCCCAGAGUACUACAGACGGGCCACUCGCCGCUGGCUGGCCAAGAAAGCCUUCUGCAUUAAGGUCUUCAAAGAAGUGCAGAAGCAGAAAGCAGAGCAGAGGCUGAGGCAAAGUUUAGCCUCCACAGAGAUGGAGGCAGCCAAGAGAGAAACUGCUAAGACUGAAUGAAAGACAGUAAUACUGUAUAAUAUAGCAGAUUCUAAUUGAUUGUCUUGACCAGUGUCUUUACUUCUAAACCUUUAGAUGGGGUUAAUGAGGCAUGUGGAUAAACUCUCUUACCAUUCCACCAUAUUUGCUUUUGCUUUUAGGCUGAUAUCAGAAUUGUCUGAAAAUGUUUGAGUUAAAUGGAAUAAAGUGACCCAGAAAGCAUUGUUUAAAUUAA